Molecule: messenger RNA, 1737 nt
Organism: Menidia menidia (Atlantic silverside)
Lineage: Eukaryota; Metazoa; Chordata; Actinopteri; Atheriniformes; Atherinopsidae
Source: the annotation of a GenBank genome assembly
AUGGACUUCGUGUACCCUCGCCCGGGCGCGGGCUACCGGGGCCCCCCCCCUGGAGCCAGGCCCAGGGGCGGGGCACCAUGGCGAGCGCCUGGUGGCCGGGCCUUCACCCAUGGGGCCCGGCCGGGCCCAGCCCGAAGAGGAGACAUGGGUCCCCCUUCGCACGGGCCCACCACCCGUGGGAGGGGCCAUAGGGGUCGGGUGCGCUGUGCCUUGGGCGGCGGCCGGAGUCGGGGAUCUUGGCGGACUGAUCCCCGGCUGCAGAAGCUGGCUCUAGGGACGUGGAACGUCACCUCUCUGGCGGGGAAGGAGCCUGAGUUAGUGUGCGAGGCGGAGAGAUUCCGGCUGGACAUCGUCGGUCUCGCCUCGACACACAGCUCUGGCUCUGGAACCAGCCUUCUUGAGAGGGGUUGGACGCUUUGCUACUCUGGAGUUGCCCCCGGUGAGAGGCGCCGAGCAGGAGUGGGCAUACUCAUUGCCCCCCAUCUCGGUGCCUGUACGUUGGGGUUUACCCCAGUGAGCGAGAGGGUAGCAUCCCUUCGCCUGCGGGUGGGGGGACGGGUCCUGACUGUCGUUUGUGCCUAUGCGCCUAGCGGCAGCACAGAGUACCCACCCUUUUUGGAGUCCUUAGAGGGGGUACUGGAGGGUGCCCCCCCUGGGGACUCUCUCGUUUUGCUGGGGGACUUCAACGCUCACGUGGGCAACGACAGUGGGACCUGGAGGGGCGUGGUUGGGAGGAAUGGCCCCCCCAGCUUGAACCCGAGCGGUGUUCUGUUUUUGGACUUCUGUGCUCGGCACGGAUUGUCCAUAACGAACACCAUGUUCAAACAUAAGAGUGUCCAUAUGUGCACCUGGCACCAGUACACUCUAGGCCGCAGUUCAAUGAUCGACUUCGUUGUCGUUUCAGCUGAUCUGCGGCCGCAUGUUUUGGACACUCGGGUCAAGAGGGGGGCGGAGCUUUCCACCGACCACUACCUGGUGGUGAGUUGGCUCCGAUGGCGGGGGAGGAUGCCGGUGAGACCCGGGAGGCCCAAACGUGUUGUGAGGGUCUGCUGGGAGCGCCUGGCGGAGUCCCCUGUUAGGCGGAGCUUUAACUCCCACCUCCGGGAGAGCUUCGAACACGUUCCGGGGGAGGCGGGGGACAUUGAGUCCGAGUGGGCCGUGUUCCGCGCCUCCAUCAAUGACGCGGCCUCCCAGAGCUGCGGUCGCAGGGCUGUCGGUGCCUGUCGUGGCGGCAACCCUCGAACCCGCUGGUGGACACCGGCGGUGAGGGAUGCCGUCAGGCUGAAGAAGGAGUCCUAUCGGGCCUUUUUGGCCUGUGGGACUCCGGAGGCAGCCGAUGGGUACCGGCAGUCCAAGCGACAUGCGGCUCGGGUGGUCGCCGAGGCAAAAACCCGGGCGUGGGAGGAGUUUGGGGAGGCCAUGGAAAAAGACUUCCGUACGGCCUCGAGGCGAUUCUGGUCCACCAUCCGGCGUCUCAGGGGGGGGAAGCAGUGCCCCACCAACACUGUUUACAGUGGGGAUGGUGUUCUGUUGACCUCAACUCGUGACGUUGUGGGUCGGUGGGCGGAGUACUUCGAGGACCUCCUCAAUCCCACUGGCGCGUCCUCCGUUGGAGGGGCAGAGCCUGGGGAUCCGGAGCUGGAAUCUCUAAUCUUCGGGGCUGAAGUCACCGAGGCAGUCAAAAAGCUCCGCGUGGCAAGGCCCCGGGGGUGGAUGAGAUUCGGCCGGAGUUCCUAA